Messenger RNA from Amphibalanus amphitrite, 4652 nucleotides. Its product is annotated as RIB43A-like with coiled-coils protein 2. The record is from RefSeq and is a predicted model, not a curated record. Lineage: Eukaryota; Metazoa; Arthropoda; Thecostraca; Balanomorpha; Balanidae. The transcript is spliced from 4 exons. Bases 3317 to 4447 code for a protein of 376 amino acids.
AUUUUCAGUAAGAGGGUCAGUUGACAUCACGUUGCCGGUAUUUGACCGGUCAGGGUGGUUGGUUCUCUCCAGGUCGUCGCGGCCGCCGAACCGCGCCGGCCCCGGUCCGGUCACGCAGGAAUUCAGACCGACAGAGCCAGUUUUUGCCGGACCGGUUAAUAAGGCAGACAGCGCCCCACUAACGGAUAUGGGUCAGCGGUGAUGCUCGGAAACUGGAAAUGAUGAUUUCUCUAUAAGUUUUUGUUUAUAUAAGGUUCACUCAGUAAUAUCGUAAGCAUGAAAGUGACAACAAAUAGUGCUGAUGCUGACUGGUCGUGUAUGAACACAUGUCUCAGAACGUUUCAAUGAUUUAAAAUGUACUUUGCAAAUAGAAAAAAAAACGAAUUUAAAGAUACGAAAGCCUUGAAGCUUUCGCAAACAUCAGCCACAUUUUCUUUUUCAGGAUGAAAGGUGGAUAACAUUGGAUGACAUUUGACGGGAAGAAAUGUAGCUUAGUGAUGUCACGAGAUUUAUAGCUCAGACGUACAGAAAGUCGAACGGUCCGCGUCCACAGCCGCGCCUAGAAAUCGCGCUCAGCUGGUUCAGCUGAUAAUGCAGUUGAUAUCAAGGUUGGUAUUAGGGAGUCUUUCUUAUGAAAUUGACGUAAUAGCAAUUCUAGAUGCACCGUCACGACUGAGACGAAGAUUACAGGAUAGGACGCUGUAAAACUUGCUUGGUCCAAAUACCCGCUUUGCGUAUUGUUUUGGACUUAAAACACGCAUACGUAACGGUUGAAAGAUGUACACACAUUUAUAGGCUCAUCGGUAUGCUUAAAGUAAUUGGCUGUUGAUUUUCUUUGAUUUUCUUCAACACUCUGAGAAACAUCAUUUUUAAGCUCCUCCCCUCAAAAAUCAAAAUGCCUGGUGGAAGAACUAUCUUACCUCCGGUGAAGAACAUGAAGAUAACUCAGUACGAAGACGUAGCUGCUGCCGCCGCCAGCUCAGGGGAAAUCUACAUCAUCGCAUCCGAUGGCGUGGUCAUCGAUCCGGAAAGUUCAAAGUUUGCGCUCAAUGAAGACCCCGAGAAUGAGAGGUUCAUGAAGCUGCCGUCUAUUCCAGAAGUAAAUAAAGUCAAAACGGAUGACGAAAAGUCAGCCGAGAGCAGCGCAGCUCCCAAAUGGAACCCCGCGCAGGCUCAGCAGAGCGCAUCCAGCACAAAAGCUGAAGAACCUAUUACGGUCGAGGAAAAAGACGAGUGUGCAUUGGAAGAUGACGAAUACGAGAGCUCGCUAUAUCAUGUAACCAAAGAAAAGAGACGGUUUCUGUACUCUGCUUUGGUCGUGGUGUUUGGCCUGAUAGCACUCGCUAUAAUCUAUGACAUCCUCUUUUUACAGCUGCUGUGAAGUCUGCAUACGAAGUGCCCCCCAGCUGACAACACAUGAAAAGGGGAGCGAUACUCAGUGGGAAGCGGCGUGAUCGUUUGUGAAUGUAAAUAUCUGUCGUAUGAGAUGUUAGAGGAGCAUACGUACAUUUAGGAGAAGUGCAUAUUUAAAAAGACAGUGGAAUUGCUUCGUUUGAAAAUGCCUUAAAACAAAAAGUUACACAUGAAUGCUUUACCUACCUAUAAACUAUUCAUCAGAAUCAAAAAUAAGGUCAUUAAGCUAACAAAAGCUGAAGAUAUCACGACAAAGAUGGAAUCAUAGCAUGUCCAAGACGAGAAGAAUACAGAAUUGCCCACCACACUGUUAGGCCUGGUAGCGAUAUCAACCGUUUCAAAGCUACGAACGUUUAAUUCGAAGCCUUCGUCGUCACAGUCAGCAGUCACGGGUCCUGUACCUCCUGUCUAUUCAUCCUUCCAGUCAAGUGGGAAAGAAGCCCACUUCCGCGGCGCAGUGGCGCUGGGAGGUGACCUGCUGACCCGCGGUCCCCGGCGGCACCCUAACGGUCCAGCUCGCGGCCGCCCGACCGCCCGUCGAGCCGAUCGGCACCUGAUCAGGACGGCCCGUCACGCAGCCAGCGUCACGUCACGGGACGCAGCCCGGCGACACGUCCCGGACGGAGGACAGAGCAUACGUCGCAGGGCAGAGGGGGUGGUCGACCAGGGGUGCUGGAUCGGGAGAGUGGUGGGGGUUUAAGGGCAAGGGGCGAUGAUAAAUGAACAGAUCGUUGCUGGACCGGUCUGUGAUUUUAUUUAGAGAGAAGAAUAUGCGUCUGAAAUGUUUUAAAAACAAACGGCCUCACCCAUCUCAUAAAACUAAGUGGCUAUCCACUGUUUGGAAGCUGUGAAUAAUUUAAAUGUGAAUAUGUUAUAUAUUCAAAUUCAGAAGUUACCAUUUAUCUAACGGUGGUCUUUAAAAACCUACGGCGCAUAUAAAGGUACCGUAUGGUACUUAAAUAAGGCUGCCCCCAUGAGUAGGCGGUAAUUAUUUGUUAAAUUCCAUUGUAGGUACUACGUUUAAAUGUUAUUGUUAAUUUAGUUGACGCUCGUAACAUUUGAAGAUGAAGAAAUAGGUACGAGUUCCCCUGAACCUAUAAGCUGUAUAAAUUUGGAGUGAAAGUUGUCAAGAAUGAUGCAGUGCUGGCUGAGUUGGGUUCAUUCAAAUCGUUCAAUGCCCACAUUGUUCCAGGCAAUUGAACAAACACAUGGGUGGAUCCAGAACGACAGUCUCAGACGCUGCAGGGGGGGGGGGGAGAGGGCUGCACACCUAAGAUGCAAACAUUCGAAAUCGAAAACAUUUCUUUCAAUUCCAAGACCUCAUUGGAUUUCGAUUUUUGUGCACUGCUCUGCAGCUUGCAGCAAACUCUUCCUCAUGCAAGUUGUUAAGUUUUCUUUCUGUUACAGAAAAACGAAAAAUUUUCAUCGAAUUUACCCCACAUGCCCCCUUUGGAUUCGGAGGUGAACAAACAAUCCGCACAUUCUGCUUUGGUUCUGAUUGCCAAGCUGAUUACAAUGUAAACGUAAAGGCUGAACGAGUCAUCAGUUCUGGUUGCUAUGGUAACGGUAUUGACUAUCAACAACGCUGUGUUCCCUGGCUGUGUUCAUGCUUGGUUCGCUUGGUUCGCUUAGUUCUGCACCGUCUCUGACUCUCUACAGGCGCUACGACUGCCGUGUCGCGCUUUCCGCUGCUCACCAAGUCUUGGUUGAGCCUUUUCAGGCAUUCUGAUGUAAGUGGAAACGGAGUUUAAUAGUGAAAAAAUCGAUUCCAUCAUUAUUUCCUUCUGCACAUUGUGAGAUCUACGAGACACACAAGGUUGGUGCUUCUCUUUCGACACGGUUGGUGCGGAAUCAAAUCCUUUCAUUACUAUAAUUAUUAAUUAGUCUACCAGUAAUAAGCGAGAUGGUAUACGGUAGCUAUUUGGCCCCGGAGUACCGGGAUGGCGCGGCUAUCGAACGAAGAAGAUGCUCCGAAGACCUGCGAAAGAAUGCAAUAUUUAAUGCUAAAAAGCGCACCAUAGGCUUAGACCUACCAGCAUUGAAUCGCCAAGUUGAUCUGAAUAACGAAAAACGAAUGCGGGACCAGCAACGAGAUGAAGCGUACGAACGAACUGUGCUAAAAGGAGACUAUUUAGCUCAGCUAAAAGAACGAGACGAGUGCCGUUUGAAGAGAGCCCUCCAAAUUGAGCAAAACAUGUUCAGAGCUGAAUAUCAAAGACCGGAUCAAGCCCGUGAGUUCGACCUAAAUGACCCCGAUUAUGUGAAACACUUCAAUAAUAUUGAUAUGAAAACUGGACCGCCUGAUGGUCCAUUCGCUCUGGGAAAGGAUGAGCGACCAAUGAAAAUUGCCCAUAAAAAGGCUCAGAUGGAGUGGGAGAAGCAGCUCAGCGCGCAGUUAGCCGAAAAUAAAGCGGCCAAAUGUCAGCAAGAAGUCGCUGAUAGCAUUGAAGUCCGAAGACAGCGAGAAUUAACGGCGAAGACAAUUGCUGCUGAGCAAGCAGAACAGCAGUGCAGGACAGCAGUUAAAAAGACCAACUCGGAGAUAAACCAGGCGCUGGCGGUCGAGCGCCGGCAGACGGAGGAGGCGCAGCGCCAGCACGAGCUCGAGGACAACAGGGCCGAGAUCCGGAACGCGCUGUACGGCGACUUCCUCACGGAGACGCCACACGCCGCCAUCUCGUCACUGGGCUCGCGGCGCGUGCAGGUGGACCGCUACAAGGGCCUGCUGCCCGAGGAGCGGGCGCGCCUGAAGCACGAGCAGCUGCGGCAGCUGGAGGAGGACCGGCGCCGCCAGCAGCUGCAACGGCAGGAGCACGAGCGCUGGGAGCAGAAGACGCUGGCGCAGGCGCGGCUCGGCGUGCUCAAGGACCGGCAGCAGGGCCGCACGGAGAGGCAGCUGCGAGAACAGCUGGCCCAGGAGAACCAGCGGCUCGCCAUGGAGCAGCAGAAGAAGAGGGAGAUGUUCGACAAGCACGUCUACACGAACGUGCCGUCUGAGGCGUUCUUCAGCCAGUUCAACACCAGCACCAGAUAGAAAGGCAUGUUGACGCCAAAGCUGAAUGCAUAGGCCGCCUGAAUAUGACACCGUUUUACAAGCGAUUUAAAACAGCGCCACUUCGCUGAGUUGGUGCUCAAUUCAUUAUAUGCGAAUAAACAUCUCUUAAAAAAUUGUCCUUUGUUAAUAAAGUUGUGUGAAUGUCUCGCUUUCUUUGGGCAAAAUACAUGAUUAUUCGGCUUAA